UGAGUGCCAUCUAGUCCCUAGGAUAGGUGCCAUCUAUGAUUAGCGCACAGCUCAGGAUAGUAGAUUCCGAGUCCAGCCAGGCAGCACAUGCGGCUCUGCUUUGGUAUAGAUAAAGGCCAUCAUCAGCCAUCUCCGUGCCCACUCACACUGUCUGUAUCAUCGAACCAUUCACGUGUAUUUGGCUUUUGACGGAACCCGCCAUAUCCCGAUCCAUGAACGACCAAACUACCAAAAAAACGUCUUCUCUAUCUGUAUCUAAACAAC
Molecule: messenger RNA, 264 nt
Organism: Parastagonospora nodorum SN15
Lineage: Eukaryota; Fungi; Ascomycota; Dothideomycetes; Pleosporales; Phaeosphaeriaceae
Exons: 3
Coding region: 88-189 (33 amino acids)
Source: RefSeq, a predicted model, not a curated record